Messenger RNA from Amoebophrya sp. A120, 7243 nucleotides. NCBI's taxonomy places the organism in Eukaryota, Dinophyceae, Syndiniales, Amoebophryaceae. The record is from the annotation of a GenBank genome assembly.
GAAAAAUAAGCUCUACAACUACUACAUGAUGACACGUCCACCUUCCUACAACCAGCAGCUGGCCCUUGCCCGCGCUCCCGCACCCGCCCCUGGCGUCGUACAGAACGCUCGGGGUCGUGGAUUUGUUGUUGCGGCGACGCUUUUACGAUUGAAACUGCUGUGCUUGGCGGUCUUGUGGCACCAGCUAUUGUACAAGAACGACGAGCGAGAGAACAACUACGGUGGCCUUUUCAGGUCUAUCUGUCGGGUUUCACAAGAAGAUGACACGACUACGGGAGCAGACCUGCGUUGUGGUGAAUCAUCCCCUGACCACGAGAAGAACAACAUCUUCAACCAGCACACGACACCAGGUAGCACAGCUACUAGUAAUAUUUUCGUUGCCGCCUUCAAGUUCAGCGUGAAGAACCGGCACGAGCACCGCGAACUGCGCAGGACAAGCGAACAGCGCGAAAAAUUGUCAUCAAAUGCCAGGAAGAUACAACUUGGACAAGACCGAAGAAAAAACAGGAAGGCGAAGGCGGUCGGUGGAACAACCGAUGCUAGGAAGGAUAAGGAGGUAGAUGCUUCCACAGGUCGAGAGUGGCCGGUGGUCCAUGAAGAUGAAACUACAAGUAGAAACGUGGAUCAUGCUGUUGAAGUAGAAGCUCCAAAAGCCAAUAAGGAGUCGGACGACGUCGAAGACCAGCUUGUCGUGGUAGAUGUUGGGUCAACAUCUGCGAAGAUGACCGGCAGCGGUGAGAGGGUGAAUGUCACAAUGGAACUACGUGCGUCAACUUCUGGGGCACCAGCAGUGAAUAUCUCUGGUGAACAAGAGGACGAGUCAGAAUCUUCGUCCUCUUUUCUCAACAUCGAAGUAGAUGAGAGAAGAAACCAACGGAUGGGGAUGUUGAAAAUUGCUACAGAAGAGAGCAGUGGCGCGAGGUCAAAAGUAGCUGAACGUGGCAAAAAACGCGCAGGAACAGCGGCUACAACAGCUUCCAAAAUUCAAUCAAGACUUUAUUUUACGAGUGCAACAGCACGAUCACGAAGAACCACAACCGCUCCUGGCAUCAUCACCAACGAAGCUGAUCUUUGCCCCCCCUCCUCCUGGGAAAUUCACGACAAUACGAAUUUCCAACUCUCCGCUCUCUGCCGCAUUGAUUUGAACAAGGAAACAUCUUCGGAAGAUGUGAACGCCACCUCCGUGAAGAUUCCGGAAGCCGAUUACGCCAGUGCGGGCUUCAACAGCAAUGGAGACGCGAGCGCGAUGGCGCAGAUCUGUGUCGAGGCCUACGAAGCUGCAAACGAGAUCCGGGGCAAGUUGCUGGCGAUACAAGGAAAAAUAACGACGCACGGCUUCGCUUCUGUCACUACUGACGACAAGCUAACAGAGGAGCAAGAUGGGUACCUUAGAAAAUACGUGACACACGUGCUAGAUGUGGAGGAACAGACGAACAGGAUCAACAAUGAAAAUUUCCUCUGGAUGUGCAAGAUGAUCUGCGAUUUGACACCCGCGUGCGUCGCCUUCACCUACACAGCAGCAGCAGCAGCGGUUCCUUCGGGAGAAGAAGAGCAAGGAGGUUCUUCUGGAGGUUCAGCCCCCGAACAAAACCAAAACCACUCGGAGUUUCUGUGUAUUCCGAAGAUUGAAAACCCGACUUCGCAGGCUGGUUUGGGCACGGACGUUUUCAGUCUGCAGAACAAGUGGACGCACACGGCGAAAGAACAGCCUGUUUUGCACCACUAUUCCGGAAUCUGCAAAACCCGCGUGACGGAAACGACGUACGAUUGGCGAGUGGGCGACUGUCAGGACUGGAUGGGGAAGGACAAAGCCGACUACGCUUUUGGGGAUUUAUGCGAGAUCAACUUGAGUCCGGGUAUUGUGGAAAACGCAACCGAAAUGGCAGGAAUUGUAUCCACAGUAAAUUUCCUGUACACGUACAAGUGCAGUCUCUGCAUGACAAAACUUGCCUUCGAUCCUAGUGUAGCAUGACAAGUUCGACACUGCAAGUUAGCGAAAUUUGUCAUGCAUUUUGUACAUGUGCAGGAAAUUUACGUUGCAUAAAUUGCUGCUGAAAAUUAUAACGUGAAUGUGAUGGGGGUAGACGGGACCAUGAAUGAAGCAGAGGUGUCAGCCGCAGGGCAGAAGUGCAAAGCCGCCGUUGACUGGAUAAAUGUGAAUUUGCGCGGUCCGUUGGAAGACGGUUCGCUGGCGGAAGACAGGAUAGACUUUCUGAAACAGUUCUACACAAGAGCGGCCGCUUUGCCACUUCCGAAGUUGCAGCAGGACGUUGCCUCGGACGAGUCCGACGAAGCGCCAGAAAAUUUAAAAGUGGAAUUCGGUUGGGUGUGCAAAAUGAUCUGCGACUUCCUCGGCGACGAUUGUGUGAUGUACAGCUAUGGCUCGCAACAUUACAGCAUGAGGCACGUCAACCCAGAAGUACCCCUGCCCUACCACUGCUGGCCGAAGGCCGCGAACAACAAAAAGGGGUCUAUCGACGAGGUCGACAACGGCAACGGCUUGUUCUACUCCAACGUGUGCGCAACGAGAGCGGCGAAAGCGGCCUGUCUGAAGGCAGAGGGAGCCGCGGUGGCGGGCAUCACGCCGGAGGUGUGUGAGAAGGUGGAGAGCGGGGUGAUUACCGGGGUGAUUGCGCGACGAGUCAGCGACCACUAUGGGUUUGUGAACACGGAAACGCUCAAAACCGGCACCAAUGCCAUCACCCCCGAUCUCCGCGGCAUCUCCGUGGCUGCGGACGCCGUCCAAGUGCGUCCCAUGGAAUGCGGAAUACGUGGGUGUCAGCAUCGAAAUCGACAAAGUUGAAAUAAUAUGUGAUGCAUAAAACGGAUAUCAGUUGGCCCCAAGGUUUCAAGUUGCGCAUGACAAAUUCGGGUAGAGCCGAAAUCCAGUUUGUAAUGCUGUUCGGGUAAGGAAGACGCCUCUGUCAUGCUACUUUAGCAGCUCUACUUCUACCCCUCAACAGGCUUACAAUCUGCCUCCCUUGCCUACUCUGCAAGACAGGCAUUUUGUGGAUUUCAUUUUAUGCAUCACAGACUGAAACUAUUUCAACUUUGACGAUUUCAGUCCCUCCGCUUCCAUACGGAAUGGAGUGUCCGAACGCAGACACGACGGCGUUCUGUCCGGAGAAGUGCAAGCCGGCGGAUGAGAACUACAUGGGGGGAUGCUGCAUGUGGAGCAAUUUCACCACCGUAGACCCGCUGGGGCAGUUUUCCGGACCACAAGAGUGCGAAGUUCUCAACUUCCUGACUGUGUGGGAGAAGAGGACGGACUAUUUGGUGGGGUCGUUUCUGAAGGAGAUCGGGAGGAAAACGCUAAACGGAUCCAUCACUGCGAAUGACUACUACAAAUCGUGCGUCAUCAUGCCGGUGUGGCUCGAGGACUACAUGGAGGCGAACUGCAGCGGAACGGAAAGUUGCGGCAACUCCACGACCGGCGUCUGCAACGAGUAUUGCAAUCCGCCCGCAACGGAGGCUAUAUUGCAAAAGCCGGGGUACACCUGGGACGAGAGUAGCGGAAAGGUGCUCGACCCAGAAGGCAUUCCGGCGGACAUUGGCUGUUGCAAGAAAGGCGAAAACUACACGACCACAGGGGCAACUUCGGAGGACGAUGGAAAUGCUACUACUAGCACCAGCGUCUGCAGCCGGGCGGUCGGGUUGCGCGCGGAGGAUAUCUCGGAUCCGGCGUUUUGGAAGCACGAGUGUGUGUACGUUACGUCUGAAACGACGACCACAACGCUGCAGGAAGACGAAACCGGCGGAACGGAGAACAUUUUGAUUUCCUGCCCCGACUGCAGUGUUCACAAUCGCACACAGGAAUGCGAGACGCCCUGCUUCGAGGGAGCGAGUGGCGGCUGGGAGACGGAUCCGGAUUCCGUGCCCAGGUUCUGCAACGAUCAUUGCUUGAUUACCGAACAACCCGCGGACAAUAAUUACAUCGGCGGUUGCUGCAAGUACGAAGUUACUAACAGCGCCGACAGUAGUGGUACUGUAACUAUUACACCGGAAUUCGGGUUUUCCGGCCCCCGGCGCGAGUGCUUGGUGCUGAACAAAAUCAGCAACCUGCCAGCGGAUAAUUUUUUGUCGAAGAAAUACAAAACCGAAAUCACCUCAUCCCCGACCACCUUCGAGCCCUACCACUCCUGCGUCGCGAUCCCGGCUUGGGUGCAAGAACCGAGCUGUAAGGGAGCCUGUGGUGACAAACAGGGUUUGUGCGAAGACCAUUGUGGUACGAAGCACGGGGGAACUGCGGCGAAUGACGGGAAAGUCGCUGCGUGUUGUAAAAAGAACGACGAAAAUGCGGAGGAGUUGUGCGCGCAGGCACAGGCGUUUCCGUACGCAGAUUUGAUCACGGACGCAACCCUCUACGAGUACGAAUGCGUUUGGGUUACGGAGCAGGACAAGCACAUCAUUGGCAACGACGACACCCCAACUACAACGAUCCCAGGGAAUAUCACUGGGCAAGGUCAAAGCGGCGAAACUCUGCUCGACGACGGCAAAAACACCACAAGUGAAGCGGACGAAGGAACGAUCGCGGGGGUUCCAUCGAUGCUGUUUUAUAUCAUCUGUGGCGGAGCGGUUCUGUUGAUAGUGUUGAUUGCCUUGAUCAUUUAUUGUCUAACUUGUGCAGGAGGAGAAAAGGACGAGGAGAAGAAAGAACCUACGUCAAAAGCCUCAAAGAUAAACGCUUCGGGAACGGCGGCACGCGGCUCGGCUGCGGAGAAGAAAUCAAUGAAGAAGUCCGAGAUCCGGACGAGCCAGGGCGGCGAAGUCGACAAAGCGGUGAAAGUGGAUUUGGUAUGCACUGGUGCAGCAAAAGUCCUUCGAAUUAGUGCGAGUCGAAAUUAUGCACUGCAUCAGUCUCAAUCUUUUCCGAAGGAAACGUGAAGUUUCUUGAGUUUGUCUUGGGAAAUAUGCCACUGAAUCAGGUACGACUAGAAGGCCAUAAUUUAUUUUGUCAUGCAAGAUUGCAUUUUUGUCAUGCAAGAUUGCAAUUAUACGGCCACUAUGGGAAGAUGCUUUUGCGCACUACACGUUGGCUCUCACGACUUCGACCACGGUAGUUCGCAUGGGGCGGUGGACGUGCACGCCUACAAGAAGAAGGGUAUGGGACAACUCUCAAGCAUUAUAUUCUCAACUGUUGCAUGGAUUUGCCAUGCAAAAUUGCCACCAGGAGCAGUAUCUACAUGAUCAAGCUGCUGCGCAUGACAAGUUCUCGACGCGCUAGAUAGCAUUUUUACAACUAGAAUAUUCUGUGCCAAACCUGUAAUGCAAGAGGUGCAAAAAUCUUCGUCUUCCCCCUUUCAGUUUCAUUUCUGCCAUUCUUGCAUCUCAAAUUCGUGCUGUAACAUUUGAGAAUGUAACAUUUGAGAACUUCAUAAUGGGCGCGGAGAAGUUGCAGAGCCAGGACGGCCACGGUCACGAGGGGGACGGCCACGCAGGAGACAGCGGUGCUACCCAACCGGGCGAAGAACAAGGCGAGGUAAUUAUUUCCGCCGACACAGCACACAUAACCUCCUCUCAGAAAACGGACGCAACCGGCGCAAGUUCAAUACCGGCCGGCAGCGCUGCGUCUGCUCUCAGCUCCGUCAACACGGAGGCGAGCAGCAAAAAGGGCAAGUCCACGAAAAUCAAGUCGGAUCUCAGUCACGCAACGGACGUCAGCGACGUAUCGCAUGACACCUCCGGGGGUACUUCUAACGUGUCCUCGCCUACUAGCACUGAGAAAGAGCAGUCAGAUCAAACGAACAAACACUCGGAUGGCGAAGCGGCGAAAAAGAAGAAGAAAAAAAAGGACGCAGCAACCUCCGGAGAAAAGAAGUUGAAAAAGAAAACUACAGGUGAGAAGAAAAAAACUGGGGCUACUAGCAGUCACAAGAAGAAAGGAACAGCAAGUAAGAAGAAAGGAGCUGGAGCUGCACCAGCGCCAGCAGGGUUUGGAAGCGUCAGGAUUGAAACCGUCAAAGUUGAAAUAAUCUGUAAUGCAAAAAAGCGAUACCAGCUGGACCUGGAGCCCAGUUUGCAAGUGGCGCAUGACAAAUUUUGGCAGCAUGGAAAUGCAAUUUGUCAUGCUGUUUGAGCAGAGAAGACUGCUUUUUCCAUGCUAUUUUAGCAGCCCUAUCUCACACCCGAAACACGCUUAUAAUCGGCCUCAGUUGCCUGCUCUGCAAGACAGGUACUUUGCGUCUAGUAUUUUAUGCAUUACAAGUUAUUUCAACUUUGACGAUUUCCAUCCUGACGCUUCCAUACAGGGGAGGGGGAAUCUACGGAUACCAGCUUUGAGGAGGAAGCCGGGGAUGACGAGGAAGAGAAUAACCUCCUGAUGGCGUCGCGGCAUCUAUGCACUACAAAUUAAUUAUUUCCCGUACACCACGUACGAACAAAUGCAUGACAGAUUGCAAGCGGGGGCCGACACUUGUUGUGCUUGUCAUGUUAAAAAAAACCGGUCCAUGGCGGAAUUCUCAUGCAAGAACACGAGCUAUUGCUGUGCGCGAACGUGUACUAGGGAUAAGUUCACUGUUCAUAUCGUGGUCCGCAAAGAUCAUUACACGACCGGCGUCAAAACAUCGAGACCGUGCGCCCGUUGGAAAAUUUCGCAGCGGGAGGUAUCAUGAGCAAGAAGGGAUCAAGUGGAGUGUGAGAGCUAAAUGGGGCGGCAGACCUCGUCCUGGUGUGGUUUCGUAACCUACAAAUUUCAAACCUUUUUAUCUUGCUCAACUUCUUGAUCUUGUCGUUUUCAUUCAUUUCAUCGUGACCAGAAAUUCCAAUCUAAAUUUGCAAUUUGUCGAGAUGUAUGCCUUUUGAGAUUUUUUGUUUGGACAUCAGCAUGAGAGCCAAAAGUGAUAUUAGGCUUCAUCUUGUUAAAGUUAAUCAUCGACGUUUUUGUAUUGCAUUGAUUUAUUUUGAAGACAUUUUUACUCGUGAAUAGCAUAUGACAAAGAAAGUUCUCUACCUCGCCAGCCUUCCUGGCUGUUGCAGGUAGUUGAUUGAAGUAAGGUUUUAUUGCAAUUUUAUCCUGAUACCUGAAAAAUUAUCUGAUGGAGCAUUUAUUUGUUGACAAUUCGAAGUUUUCAUCCAUGACGCAUUGUUAUUAGUCAUUGAGAUUGAUGCCUUAGUCGCAUCUCAUCUAUACAAAAUGAAAAUCAAAAUUGUACAAUAUCCGAAAGAAAAUUUCCAGAACCUGUACACAAUUUUGAGUAGACUUUUGAAAACGAAAUAUCGGAAACAGCUCGAAGCUUAUUGUUAU